Molecule: messenger RNA, 3626 nt
Organism: Cebus imitator (Panamanian white-faced capuchin)
Lineage: Eukaryota; Metazoa; Chordata; Mammalia; Primates; Cebidae
Product: dol-P-Glc:Glc(2)Man(9)GlcNAc(2)-PP-Dol alpha-1,2-glucosyltransferase
Exons: 3
Coding region: 162-1583 (473 amino acids)
Biological process (GO): dolichol-linked oligosaccharide biosynthetic process; protein N-linked glycosylation
Cellular component (GO): endoplasmic reticulum
Molecular function (GO): dolichyl pyrophosphate Glc2Man9GlcNAc2 alpha-1,2-glucosyltransferase activity
Source: RefSeq, a predicted model, not a curated record
UCCGGAUCCGCGCUCUCCCAGCAUCCUUUGCCUUCCGGUAUGUGUACCCGUCCGGCUAGUCCCGCCUAGCGCGCCCAUUUCGAGCCGAAGUUUCCAGCUCGGGUUUCCUUGCUCAGAAUUUUCCAGGAGUGGGUCUUUGGCCAGUGGCUCUGGGAGCAGUAAUGGCGCAGCUAGAGGGUUACUAUUUCUCGGCUGCGUUAAGCUGUACCUUUUUAGUGUCUUGCCUCCUUUUCUCCGCCUUCAGCCGGGCGCUGCGAGAGCCCUACAUGGACGAGAUCUUCCACCUGCCUCAGGCGCAGCGCUACUGUGAGGGCCAUUUCUCCCUUUCCCAGUGGGAUCCCAUGAUUACUACAUUACCUGGCUUAUACCUGGUGUCAGUUGGAGUGGUCAAACCUGCCAGUUGGAUCUUUGGAUGGUCUGAACAUGUUGUCUGCUCCAUUGGUAUGCUCAGAUUUGUUAAUCUUCUCUUCAGCGUUGGCAACUUCUAUUUACUAUAUUUGCUUUUCCGCAAGGUACAACCCAGAAACAAGGCUGCCUCAAGUAUCCAGAGAGUCUUGUCAACAUUAACGCUAGCAGUAUUUCCAACACUUUAUUUUUUUAACUUCCUUUAUUAUACAGAAGUGGGAUCUAUGUUUUUCACUCUUUUUGCGUAUUUGAUGUGUCUUUAUGGAAAUCAUAAAACUUCAGCCUUGCUUGGAUUUUGUGGCUUCAUGUUUCGGCAAACAAAUAUCAUCUGGGCUGUCUUCUGUGCAGGAAAUGUCAUUGCACAAAAGUUAACUGAGGCUUGGAAAACUGAGCUACAAAAGAAAGAAAACAGACUUCCACCUAUUAAAGGACCAUUUGCAGAAUUCCGAAAAAUUCUUCAGUUUCUUUUGGCUUAUUCUAUGUCCUUCAAAAACUUGAGUAUGCUUUUCCGUCUGACUUGGCCAUACAUCCUUCUGGGAUUUCUGUUUUGUGCUUUUGUAGUACUUAAUGGUGGAAUUGUUAUUGGCGAUCGGAGUAGUCAUGAAGCCUGUCUUCAUUUUCCUCAACUGUUCUACUUUUUUUCAUUUACUCUCUUUUUUUCCUUUCCUCAUCUCCUGUCUCUUAGCAAAAUUAAGACUUUUCUUUCCUUAGUUUGGAAACGUAGAAUUCUGUUUUUCGUGGUUACCUUAGUCUCUGUGUUUUUAGUUUGGAAAUUCACUUAUGCUCAUAAAUACUUGCUAGCAGACAAUAGACAUUAUACAUUCUAUGUGUGGAAAAGAGUUUUUCAAAGAUAUGAAAUUGUGAAAUAUUUGUUAGUUCCAGCCUAUAUAUUCGCUGGUUGGAGUAUAGCUGACUCAUUGAAAUCAAAGUCAAUUUUUUGGAAUUUAAUGUUUUUCAUAUGUUUGUUCAUUGUUAUAGUUCCUCAGAAACUGCUGGAAUUUCGCUACUUUAUUUUACCUUAUGUCAUUUAUAGGCUUAAUGUACCUCUGCCUUCCACAUCCAGACUCCUUUGUGAACUGAGUUGCUAUGCAGUUGUUAAUUUCAUAACUUUUUACAUCUUUCUGAACAAGACUUUUCAGUGGCCAAAUAGUCAGGACAUGCAAAGGUUUAUGUGGUAAUAUCAGUGAUAUUUUGAACUGUAAAAGUGGACUUAAUAAUUAGACCCUUUCUGCAAUGAACAACUGAAUAGAUAGAAAUUAUAAACUUUCUUUCUGGUACAACGGUGAUUACAUUAGAUAUUUUUAUAUCUGUUUUAAACAUAUAUAAGAAAUUAAGUGGCAGAGCACUGAGAGAGCUUAAGACCUGCUUGAAAAGCCUGAAUAAUGGGAAAAUAAAAUUGUUUUCAGUUAUCUCAUAUCUCUCUAAUAAUGUUGGCCCCUCAAAAAGCUUGGGAAUGUUUUGUAUGUUCAAGUUUAUUAAAACUGGGUAUGCUUCAUAUUACUGGAACUAAUUUAUUCUCUCCAGAGAGAAAUAUUAGGUUGGUGCAAAAAUAAUUGUGGUUUUUGCCAUUGAAAGUAAUGGCAAAACCACAAUUAUUUUUGCACCAACCUAAUAACAAAGUAUUAGCAGAUAUUUAACAAAAAUUAUCAGGUGAUUAUCUUGAUUGAAAAGUUGCUUAACAUUUCAGUAAAUAUAAUUUGAAAUCUAGGUCAAAAUAGACAUGCAUAGAUAGUAAAUGAUAGAAACUCAUAUAUGUCUAUCUAGGCAUCAAAUUGUUGGUUAUUGUUUAAAAAAAUCUAUAAAUGAUGAAGCUCUUUCAUUAAUUCCUACUAUGAAGGGUAUGAUGGCCAAAGACAAAUUGUGUUGAUAAUACCUUUAAAAGGGAGAUUUUCUUUCUGAAAUACAUAUUGUAUUAGCUUCCCAUGGCUCCCAUAACAAAUGACCACAAACUUGGUUGCUUACAACAAUUUUCCUCACAGUCUGGAGGCCAGAAGUCUGAAAUCAAAGUGUCAGCAGCGUUGGUUUCUUCUGGAGGCUCUAAGGAAUAAUCCAUUUCAUGUCUCUCUCCUAAUAUCUUGUGGCUGUCUGCAAUUCUUGGAGUUACUUGGCUUAUGGACAAAUCUUGUCCAAGGAUUACAGACCGCAGUCUUCACUCCAGUCUCUGCCUCUGUGUUCACAUGGCCUUUCUCCCUGUCUUUUCUUUAUUACCUUUUAAAGGCUGUCUUUGAAUUGAGGGCCCACCUUAAUCUAGGAUGAUUGUGUGGAGAUCCUUAAUUAUGUGUAUAAAGACCCAUGUUCCAAGUAAGUUCAUAUUCACAGGUUCUGUGAAUCCAUGUCUUUUCAUGGGAUACUUUUAAAAGACAUUUUAGGAUAAUCCUCAUAUAAUUGUUAGAGUGAAUGGAUAGGAGACUAUCUUUUUACAUUUUUAAAUUAUAUAUCAACAAAUUAUAGUUGUAUAUGCUUAUGAGGUACAAAGUGGUGUUACCAUUUCUGAAUAUAAUGUGGGAUGGUUAAAUAAAGCUAAUUAACCUAUCCAUCACCUAAAAUAUUUGACAUAUUUUGUGAUGAAAACAUUUGAAAUUUACUCUCAACUGUAUUGAAAUGUACAGUGCUUAAUUAUUAGCUGUAUUCACCGUGUUUUGUAAUACUUCUAAAAAAAAUCAAACAUAUUUCUUCUAUCUAAUUGAAGCUUUGUGUCUUUUGAUUAUCAUCUCCCCAUUCCCACUUCUCUGGCCUCUAGUAACCAUCAUUCCUCUCUCUAAUUCUAUGAGUUUAAUUGCUUUAGAUUACACAAAUAAGUGAGAUCAUGUGGUUGCCGUUUUUGUGCUUGGCUUAUUUCACUUACCGUAAUGUCCUCCAAGUUCAUCCAUAUUGUUGCAAAUUACACAAUUUCUACCUUUUUAAAGGCUGAGUAUUUUAUUAUGUAUCUGUGUAUAUACAUGCCAUAUUUUCUUUAUCCAUUCAUCCAUGAUGGACACUUACAUUGACUGAAUAACUUGGUUAUUGUGACUUGUCUGCAAUGAACAUGGAGUGCAGACUUCUCUUUGACAUAUGGAUUUCAAAUAUUCUGGAUAAAUGCCCAGAAGUGGGACUGUUGGAUCAGGAGAUAUCUUAGCUGAUAUCUUUUAAAUAACUCUCAGUAUCUUUACUGAGAGGUUAAAAAAUAAAUGACUUUUGAGGUAAUAUAAAGCUAAAGGGGACUAGUGUUUGAUUCUAAUAUC